This is a messenger RNA of Gallus gallus (chicken), 2754 nucleotides long. It is a transcript of the gene C1orf101, whose product is annotated as chromosome 1 open reading frame 101. Lineage: Eukaryota; Metazoa; Chordata; Aves; Galliformes; Phasianidae. Gene Ontology annotation, biological process: sperm capacitation; flagellated sperm motility. The transcript has 13 exons. The coding region runs from base 662 to 1948 and encodes 428 amino acids. The record is from RefSeq and is a predicted model, not a curated record. Gene Ontology annotation, cellular component: sperm principal piece; CatSper complex.
GGUGCAUGCUGGGGCGCGUAGUCCCCCCGAACAGCACCUGUAACUGAGCGGUUGGUUGGCGGCCGCCCCAGGCGCCACCGCGGCGGCGCGAGACCGCGUCCGUAAGUGGCAGCGUUGCGUGGCUGUGGUGCUGCCGCGGGCGUUGUUCUUGCUGCUCCUCCUGCGGCCGGAGAGAGGCUGCGCCCUGUGGAGGUAUAGAACCACGGAAGAAAACUAUGAACUCUUUACUUCCAGGAAAGAUUUCAGCAAGCCAAAUCUGCUUUGUGAGAGCUCAAGUGAGCAUUUUGAGGUGAUGCAAAGUUUACCUCCAAGGAGGAAAUGAAGAAAUAUGACUGCUCUUUCUGGAACUAACAAGCCUGGUAUAGACUUCAUAAAACUGAACCCAUGGUAGAAAUGUAUGCUAAUAAAGUUUAGGUUUUAUUGUCUUCAGAUUGCUCAAUGUGUUUGCUUGGAGCAAGUUAUAGUUAGAUUUCACUGUAACUCAGGUACAUUCAGGCUUUUGACUUUAGUAAUUUUCUGCCCCUCGAUAAAUUUCAAGAGGCUCCAACAGGAACUUUUAAUAACACAAACUGGGAGCAAUGUGAGAUAACUUCUGCAUUUCAUUCAGACCUUUGAGGAUGAAGAGCAGUAUUUGCCUGCUUCUGAUCAUUCUCAUCAUUUCAUGUGCUGUGCGACAAUAGCUUCAGCGAUGGAAGGCGCAGAUCAACUCUUCUUAAAUGAGUACCAGUUAAUUUUGUGGAUAUACGAUCCUGAAAGUGCAGAUGCCUCUGAACUGAAUCACACUGCAGUUUUUCUGUCAGAAAGUUCUCAGAUACUCAGCAAGCUGUUAUGGAUUUGGGGGCAGAAACCUGUUGGUCAGACCUAUUUCAAGCUAAAAACAUUCCAUUCUGAGAGGUUUCUGAAACUCAGCACUUGUUACAAAAGAGAAGCCAGGCAUGUUUUUACACUUGGAGCAGAACACAAGCUUCCUGAGAGUGAAAUACUUGGAAUGCAUUCAAGGUGUUGGUGUUCAACUGUCUGUCCAGUGCAGAGUGGAAAGCAAUUAAGUACUUUGGCAGCACAGAUGUCUACUGAGCUGUAUGGUGGAUAUAGUGAAGCGUUUAAUAAAAUAGCAGAUACUGUGAGCUUAGUGAAGAUCCUGGAUUUUCCAAACACUGCUUCUUUAACUGUAAGGACUGUUAGCUGUGACUCAGUCCCAUCUGAAGUUACAGUGUUACUUAUUUGCAAAGCCUGCAGCUCCUCCAGACUAUUUUCUCUGGUAUUUUAUAAUGAAGACAUACAACCUUGGAGCUUAGGAGAUUUUUACCUGCCUGCUCCUCAGAGUUCUGCUAUGAGGAUGAUAUACAUAAAUUCAGCAUUAUCUUCUGGACUGCUGUGGGAUGAUGUGUUUACUACCCCUAUAAAAACAGCGCAGAUAAUGAAUAUCUUCAUGUGUCUGGAUCGACACUACCAGAAAUGUCUGAUGGGAGCACUAUCCACCAGAUUAUUCUUGGUCUCUCACUUUUUUGUUGGCUGCCCUCCAGGAAGGAACGUUACUGUUGAGAUAUACGAUGUUGAUACUUAUGUUAGAAAUGUUGAAGCAAAUUUUGUGUUAUGGGAGAUAAAAGGCAGAACUGACGAUGGGUACACUUCAUCCGUGAAAAAAAAUUACAGAUCCUGUUCUGAGCUUCUUGAGAACAGUUCAAAGGAAGGACUGAACGAGCAGUAUCAGAUUUUAAACAGCACUUCUCGAAACCACAUCGCUUGGCCUUUUAGUCAUGAUGCCACUUACGUGUUCAGAGCGAGGAUAUUAGAUCGAAACUACAGACCAGAUGUUUCUACAGCUGAGUUUCAUUCCUUCAUCACACUCAGCAUCUUGUUGGCCUGCACCACCUUCUGCUACAGAUACAGCCUCACUUGGAAGUCUGAAACACUGGGUGGAUUCCCACAGAACUCAGACAAGACCUGAAGGCCAGUAUCUCACUGAUAAACUAACAAUGUAAAACAAUUCCUUAAAAUAGGGUGGUGCUGGGGACAACUGAUACACUGUUUAUUAAGAGAUUGUUUUGCAAGUACUUUUUAUAUCUGUAUAAUAUUAUUUCAUGUACAGAGGGCAUGCCAGGCAACACAUCUGAGCCCCUAUGAGAGCAAAGCUCUGAUGUGGCUAAUCAUUUUUAAAAGACAUUUUCCAAGCCAAGCUAAGUUAAGUUGCAGCUGUGAGCCUCGUGCUUGAGUUGGCUUCACCUUAUGGCUUUCACUGACUCAACUAAGGUAUCAGCAUAAUUUUUCAGUGUGAAAUCUGAUUGACCAAUGCAUGCAAGGUUUCUGUUCUGUCAAAGGGCUGCAGCCAAUCGAGUUCUGAAAAUGCUCAGCACAGCCCACAGAAGGAAUAUUGUGUUUCUGAAGAUGUUUUUUGAUGCUACAUGUUUUACUUCUGUUUAACAAAUGUUAAUUCUAUCUAUCUUAAAAGUCUAUCUAUUUGGAUCAUAUGUCCUCUCAAGCUUAUUCACUUCUUCAGUAUAUAAAUGUUAGUUAUAACAUAGUUGUAAAAGUUAUAGUUGGUUACAGUAGUUACAACAUCAGUUAUAUCAGUAAACAGUCAUACUUGCAUCUAUUUUAACACCAUCUGAAGGUGUUUCAGAACUUCCAGCCUGAAUUUUCUUACCGUGAACUUAAGAUACCUUGCAAAGCUUAUGCUGUUAAUGGCAACUGUUCCAUCUGUCCCAAAGCAAGUUAACAAAACUCCAACAGUAAAUAAACGUUGAAGUUCUUACA